This is a messenger RNA of Pyrenophora tritici-repentis Pt-1C-BFP, 3669 nucleotides long. The record is from RefSeq and is a predicted model, not a curated record. Lineage: Eukaryota; Fungi; Ascomycota; Dothideomycetes; Pleosporales; Pleosporaceae.
AUGGGCGUUACCAACCUCUGGACAGUCCUACAGCCCUGCGCAAGGCCGAUCAAAAUUGAGACACUGAACAAGAAGCGGCUCGCCGUCGAUGCCUCUAUAUGGAUUUACCAAUUCCUCAAAGCGGUGCGCGACAAGGAAGGAAACGCGCUGCGGAACAGCCAUAUUGUCGGUUUCUUUCGUCGAGUAUGCAAGCUCCUAUUCAUCGGCAUCAAGCCGGUGUUCGUGUUCGACGGUGGCGCCCCGGCGCUGAAGCGACAGACUAUUAGCAACCGCAAGUCGCGCCGCGAGGGUAGACGGGAAGAUGCAGUUAGAACAGCUGGCAAGUUAUUGGCAAUACAAAUGCAGAGGGCUGCUGAGGAGGAGGAAAGGAGGAGGAAAGAAGCUGCGAAGCAUCCGCGCGAGGAGCCAGAAGAGGAGAUACCUGACAACUUGGUGUACGCGGAAGAGCUACUGCAAACACCGCAGGAGCGUACCCAAAACCGCGCAUUCAAGAAGAAAGACCAGUACCACCUGCCGGACUUGGGCAAGUCCAUGUCGGAGAUGGGUGCUGCAAAUGACCCGAGGGUUAUGUCACUGGAAGAGCUCGAGGAUUACGCACGACAGUUUGAUAGAGGCGAGGAUAUUAAUGUCUACGACUUCUCCAAGAUUGAUUUUGAUGGGCAUUUCUUCCAAAGUUUGCCUCCCGCUGAUCGAUACAACAUCUUGAAUGCAGCUAGGCUACGAAGUCGACUCAGAAUGGGCCACUCAAAAGAACAGCUCGACGCCAUGUUCCCUGACAGAAUGGCCUUCUCCAAAUUCCAGAUAGAGCGCGUGCGCGAACGUAACGACCUUACGCAACGAUUGAUGAACCUCAAUGGCAUGAACGACGAUGCAUUUGGCGCGGGUGGUUUCAGCCGCGUUGCUGGUGAGAGAGAUAGGGAAUAUGUGCUUGUGAAGAAUGACGGAGUCGAAGGUGGUUGGGCGCUAGGCGUGGUUUUGAACAAGGAAGAAGGCAAAGCACAUAAGCCAAUUGACGUGGAACUACCAGAGCGCCCUGCUGAAGAGGACGAAUGGGAAGAUGACGAAGAAUUUGAAGAUGUUCCUAUUGAAGGCUUGAAUCGACUGCCAAAGCCCAAGGCAGGCCUAAGUGCCCAAGAGAAAGAAGGUCGCGAGUUCAUUGCAAACGAGCUAGCAACACGACGCCGGCAACUUUACAAGUCUAGAAAAGAGAAACUCCUGCAGUCCAGGCCUCAGCAGGCUACUCCAGUCAGCCAAGAUCCCGACUCUUUGUUCCUUGCUGAUGAGAACGAAGAAGAUGAGGAUUGGGAGAAUGUACCAAUGGAUGGCGUUAAUAAUCUAGAGAAUGAGGCAGGGGAUGAUGUUGAGAACGAACAAUUACAGGAAGCCAUUGCCUUGUCGAUGCAUGUGGACCAGCAAGAGACGGAGCGAAAAUCGGAGGAAGAAGAUGAUCCAGUACGUGAAGUCUUUCAACAGAAGCGCGCUGCUGAAGCCAACCCGUUCGCUGGUACAAAAGGCUCGGGGAUGGCCAUUGCCAGGCUUGCCAAUCAGCGCAGCAGUAAACUUGCCCCAAAAGGGCCCUUUGAAGACAGCGAUAGCGAAGACGACAUGAAUCUGCAGGCUGCGCUGGCAGAAUCUCGCCAGUCAAAGCGACCUGUUAAGCCAAAGCUGAUGUCACCUAAGCUGCAUGCUCAAGCACCUGCUGUAAAGCCUGCAAAUAAGUCAACGAAUGCUGCAGGUUUUGAUGGACCGCUGCCAUUUGAGAGACUCAAUCUGGGCAACUCUCUUCUUGGUAAGAAGAAGAUGGACAAGCUUGAAGAGGACAAUGCAGGUGGCUUUGAGAAGGAUUACGGACACGAGAAGAAGGCUGCGGCACCACUUCCACCUUGGUUCAAUGGCCAACGAGAUAUAGCAGAGGACGUCAAUGCUCAACGGCAGGAAGAGAAACAUCAGUGGGAAGAAGCUCGUCAAGAAGAAAAGACUCGGUUCCAGUUCCAGCAAUUGCCAAGCCUGCGGAAGCAGGAAGAGAAGGAGAUCAUCGAUCUCGAUGCACCUGCCAGUCAAAGCCAACAGGAGGUGAUCGCAAUCGACUCUGACGGGGAGGCCGAUGCUCAGAUGGAAGAUGUGAUAAUCGAGGAUUCUAGGCUCAGGAUGGGCGAUCUAGCAGACAAAGUUAGAGCGGAACCUCCCAAGCCACUUUCUCCACAACAACGGUCACCACCUCGUCAAGAUCCUGCGUUGAAAAAGAAGACUCCCUUCGCAGACGAUUCAGAUGAUGAGCCAGUAGAUUGGUCCGAAAGUGAGCCUGAAGAGGAGAGACAAGCGCAGAAGGCAGCGGGUGGAGAAGGAGAGCCACCUGUGCGGGAGCCUUCGAGAUCCCCAUCGGAAGAUUUCGAAGACGUACCAAUGCAAAUUGAGCCAACUUCUGUACCCGAACCUGCCGUUUCGCCAUCAAGGUCGCCUUCGCCGGUAUUCGAAGAUGUGCCAAUCCGUCAAGAGAAGCAACAUAGACCUCCGAGAGAGCUGUCAACCCUGCAAGGACCGGACGACCUCACAAAACCUACAGUACCCUAUAGCGGUGUAGCAGACGACAGUGCGCCUCUGGAUGUUCUAGAUGAUCAUGAAUCUGAUCAAUACUCUGACCCCGAGGAUGAAGAGCUCUUUGCCUCUCUCGCCAAAGAAGCAGAGGAGCACGCGCGCUUUGCCCAAGAACUCACCAAUAACACAGCUACACGCGUAGAUUUUGAUGAAGAACUCAAGCAAUUGCGCGCGCAGCAGAAAAAGGAUCGCCGAGACGCGGAUGAAGUUACGCAAACCAUGAUAGCCGAAUGCCAGCAACUGCUUACUUUGUUCGGACUACCAUACAUCACCGCGCCCAUGGAAGCAGAAGCGCAAUGCGCCGAGCUGGUCAACCUCGGGCUGGUCGAUGGUAUCGUGACAGAUGAUUCAGAUACGUUCCUCUUCGGCGGUACACGUGUAUACAAGAACAUGUUCAACGCGGCUAAAUUCGUCGAAUGCUACCUUGCACAAGACCUUACCUCCGAAUUCAAUCUGACACGCGAGAAAAUGAUUGAUAUUGCGCAGCUCCUCGGUUCGGAUUACACAACAGGUAUUCCUGGUAUCGGACCAGUUACUGCACUAGAAAUCCUCUCCGAGUUCCAGACUCUAGAGGCAUUCAGAACAUGGUGGGAUGGCGUACAAAGCGGCCAGAUCAAAAAGGAUGAAGAUGCGAAGAACCCCUUUCGCAAGAAGUUCCGAAAGAACCAAGGAACUAAGCUUUUUCUUCCGCCGAACUUCCCGGAUCCACGCGUCACUGACGCAUACCUGCAUCCUGAAGUCGAUUCCGACCCUGAGCCGUUUCAAUGGGGUGUGCCAGAUCUCGCUGCGCUAAGGACGUUUUUGAGCUCGCAGAUUGGCUGGUCAUGGGAGAGGACCGAUGAGGUGCUUGUGCCUGUCAUUCGUGAUAUGAACCGCAGAGAGAAGGAAGGUACGCAGGCGAACAUAACGCGCUUCUUUGAUGGUGCUGUUGGUGCAGGCGCGUUUGCACCUAGAGUGCGUGGUAAUGCUGCGGGGAGCGGACCAAGUGGUAAGAAGAAGGGGACAGGGGCUGCAGGAAAAAGACUGGGUGCCGCAUUGAUCGAUGGACGACUCAAGCGAGGACUUGUAUUCUGA